Molecule: messenger RNA, 1588 nt
Organism: Ziziphus jujuba (common jujube)
Lineage: Eukaryota; Viridiplantae; Streptophyta; Magnoliopsida; Rosales; Rhamnaceae
Exons: 1
Coding region: 337-1464 (375 amino acids)
Biological process (GO): phosphatidylinositol phosphate biosynthetic process; protein localization to plasma membrane
Cellular component (GO): plasma membrane
Source: RefSeq, a predicted model, not a curated record
GAAUCUUCUUAAAAUUAAUUUUAUUUAUUCAUGUGGUUCUUUUAAGCCCCUAGAUUACUUCAAUGACCUGAAAAUUAUAAUAUGCAUAUUUGGCCAAUUAACAAAAUAAAAUCUAUAGAAGGAAAAAAAAAGAUAAAAAAAAUCCUAGAAUUAAGAUCCUAAUCUUCCUCCACAUUUUUCUGUCUUCUAAUUUCUCUAUCGUUGAAACGUUAUUCAUCAUUGAUAUAAUCCAUAUUUCCAUAUACAUACACAAACAUUGAUUUCCACCUUUCCUCUCUCUGUCUCUGUAUAUAUGUAUAUCUAUAUAUAUAUAUAUAUAUAUAUCUCCGGCGACCAAUGUCCGACGAAGAAACCUCCAACGUCGACGUCGUCGAACACACCACCACCACAAUAUCAGAACCAGAACCACAACCCACCACCACGACCAUAUCAGAACCAGCUGAACCAACCACAACUCCACCAUCUCCACCGGAAACCACCACCACAACCACCGGCAUCUCUGAAGAAUCCCUUUCCAAGUUCCAAUCUUCCAUCCAAUCUCUCUCCUCCAUCAUCCCUUCAAUCCCUCCCUCAAUCACAUUCACCACCACAAACAAGAACAGCAACCACCACCCAGCUCUUUCUCUCCUCCACGACCCACAAACAUCCUCCGAAAUAUCCUCCCUCCUCCGCCAACCCAACUCCGGCGCCGGCGACAACAACCUCUGCCGGUGGCUCUACGACACCUUCCAAUCCAACGACCCUUCCCUCCAGCUCGUCGUCCUCCGCUUCAUCCCAACCAUCGCCGGUCUCUACCUCUCCCGCAUCCCUCUGCGCAAACCCCUCGCCGGGUUCGAAGCCGUUCUCUUAGCACUCUACGCCCACGAGACCACCUCACGUGCGGGUCAACCCGUGACGGUCAACGUCCCGGAUUUGUCGCACCCGAGUCUGUACCACGAGUCCGUGGCGCCGAACAAAAACAACGCCACGGCGCUGAAUCUGGCGGUGAUAUCUCCGAGCUUGGAGCCGCACGGGACGGUGAGGUCGACGAGGAGGGCGAGGAUCGUGGGAGUGGCGCUGGAGCUGUAUUACAGCAAGAUUCACCAAAUGCCUGUUUCUUCCAAGAUGGAAUUCUGCGAGUUUUGCAAGGUUUGGGCCGGAAAAGAAGACCACGACGAGGACGAAACAGACAAGACGAUGAAGAAGAAGGAGGGAAGGAUUCCUCUGCCAUGGGAGUUGCUGCAGCCGGUGAUGCGGAUACUGGGACACUGCAUGAUGGGUUGUGGUGUAAAAGAGAAGGAGCUUUUGGAAGCUGCCAUGGGAGCUUGUAAGAGCUUGUAUGGAAGGUCUUUGCAUGAUAUCAAUGCUAAAGGGAUUUUGGCAACUGAGAGUCUUAUUAGGUUAGGGAAGAUGGCUUUGGAAUCUAAGGAUAUUGUUGUCGUUGAUCAUACUGAGAUUUCUAUCUCCAAUGUCAUUUCCAUUUAGCGUCAUUAUUUUAUUUAUUUAUUUAUUUUUUCUUGGGUUAGGAUCAAUUUUCAGAUCCUAAUUGUUAUCCAUUAUUUUUAUUUGACUUCAUUUCUAAAUUUUGGUAUCUAGUUAUUUUGCAGAA